Molecule: messenger RNA, 1657 nt
Organism: Pogona vitticeps (central bearded dragon)
Lineage: Eukaryota; Metazoa; Chordata; Lepidosauria; Squamata; Agamidae
Source: RefSeq, a predicted model, not a curated record
AUGACCCCCUCCAUCACGGUGCAGCAAGUUCGGCUCUUGCAAGAAUCCACCAUGAGGUGUUUCUUUCUGCUCCUCUUCCUGGAGGGUUGUCGCUCUAGUUUCGAAACGCCAUUGACCAUAGAACCCAGUUCUCUGGCUGGUUGGAAAGGAUCCUGUAUAUUGAUUCCAUGCCAGAUCAAGAAUACAUACGGUGGUCGUUGUCUUAAUAACAUCUCCCUGAUCUGGUAUUUUGACCCUUCUUAUGAUGGCAAAGAGUAUACUGGCACCAUCUUGUACAAUAGCUCUAGGACCUCCCAAAAGCACGUGAUCCCAACAAUAGCAGGUUUACAAGAACGCGUGACAUUUGCUGGUAAUUUAAAUGAAAGAAAUUGUGACUUGAAGAUUUCCCAGCUUCAGACAAGUGACCGUGGUUUAUAUGGAGCAAGGCUUCACGGCAUCCUUGAAGACGAAACCAUUGUAAAGGAUUGGUUCCAAAGUGCAAGUGUUAAUAUUCUUGACUCACCGCUGAAACCUAAGCUGCAAAUCUACCCCGAGGAGACUGAUGAUGGAUUGACAACCAGUGUCAGCUGCUCAAUGUCUUACCAUUGCCCGGAUCAGCCAUUAACAUUGGUUCUCCAUUUGGAAAAUCGAUUGGGUUUGAAGGAGCAGCAUCCGUCGAUCCAAAGACCCAGUGACAAAAAUAGAGAGGUUCGCAAAGAGCUGAGUUUUGUCCCAACCUGGGGGGAUCAUGGCAAAUUGCUGACAUGUUCAAUCACAGAUAAGGGGACAGAGAUAUCCCAGAGUACCCGGAAACUGGAUGUGAAACUAACGACUGACUGCAUAUCUUUCUUUCUCUCAUGUUGGCUUCCUGCAGAUGCCCCCAAACCAGUGGAACUGAGGGCUUCUCCCGGAACCACUCUCCGAGAAGGGGAGACACUUUCUCUUGAGUGUCUGGUCAGAACCAGCCAACGUGCUGUCCUUGAGUACCAAUGGUGGAAGGAUAAUCACUUGACAAAUGGAAGAAUAAACGAGAGCAGAAUGGCAUUUGAUCCUGUAGGACGGCAACAUUCCGGUCAUUAUAAAUGUGGAGCAAGAACUACACUUGGAACUACUGAGUCUAAUGAACUGCCCAUAGAUGUCCAGUAUCCACCAGACGAGCCCAAAAUCGCCUUCUCAAGCAGGACCGGAAAAGAAGACGUCGCUUUGCAUUGUUGGUCCACAGCCAAUCCCCCGAUCACGCAUUACGAAUGGUAUAAAUGCCCUGCCUUGGACAUCAUCAGCUCCCAAACAGAGCUGCACUUUCCAAUGAUCCAGCCCAACAAUUCUGGUGGUUAUUAUUGCAAAGCCUACAAUCCCAUCGGCCACUCAACGUCUUCUGUUGUCACUCUGAAUAUCCAUUCUGGUGUCUGGAAUUAGCAAGUUUGCAGUCUAACUUUCAAGAGCAAAGCCAAGGAUCAGGGCCCUAAAACUGAGGCUGAGUAUGUCUGAUGGAUGAAGAAAGAAGAGGCAAGAGAGGAAGAGCAAGAAGAGGGACCCUAACUCAGCUCCCACCCAUUUUCAUUUUUCUGCCUCCCUUUUCAUCCAGGUUUUCACUGUUCUAUUGUUCUAACAUAUUGUUCUUUCGGAUAAAUGAUCAUUGUUUGCUAAAAUGUCAUUAAAGAGCUCCUUGUUUCAAAAA